Sphenostylis stenocarpa is the source of this 1032-nucleotide messenger RNA. The record is from the annotation of a GenBank genome assembly. Lineage: Eukaryota; Viridiplantae; Streptophyta; Magnoliopsida; Fabales; Fabaceae.
AUGGUAGCGCGUCUGACUCCAGAUCAGAAGGUUGCGUGUUCGAUUCACGAAAUUUUGAUUUUGAUGGAUGCAGCAAAGGGAUUAGAAGUUCCAGGGGAGACCCUUGAAGCAGAAGCGAAAGCCUUUUUUGAUUCUGCUCCUCCUUUGCAGAACAGUGAUGGAAUAACUCAACAGUUGGAUCAGUUCAUUCAACGGAACUCUUCUCCUUCAACAAGGAGAAUUGUUUGUGUGACUUCUGGGGGGACCACUGCUCCGUUGGAACAACGUUGUGUUCGCUAUGUUGACAAUUUCAGUUCAGGUCACAGAGGGGCCACAUCCACAGAGUAUUUUCUGAAGGCUGGAUAUGCUGUUAUCUUUCUGUACCGAAAGAGAAGUUUCCAGCCAUUUUGUAGAUCCCUUCCUGAUGAUCCUUUACUUGAAUGCUUCAAGCCCACCGAUGAGUCGAACAUUCAAGUUUGCGAGGCUUAUUCCGAAGCAGUGAAGAGGGCUGUCGUGGAUCAUCACAAUGCAGUGGCAGGUGGUCUCUUGUUGAAACUUCCUUUCAACACCAUAUUUGAGUAUCUCCAGAUGUUACAGAUUAUUGCAAUGUCAAUGAGGUGUAUUGGCCCACGUGCGAUGUUCUAUCUUGCUGCUGCAGUGUCUGACUAUUAUGUUCCUUGGAAGGAAAUGGUAGAGCACAAAAUUCAGUCAGGAUCCCACCUCUUGGAUGUGAAACUAAUUCAGGUGCCAAAAAUGUUGUCAAUGCUCAGGAAAGAUUGGGCUCCUCUGGCUUUCUGCAUAUCUUUCAAGUUAGAGACAGAUUCAAACAUUCUUCUAAAUAAGGCUGGUGCAGCUCUUGAAAAGUACAAGAUGGAUGCAGUAGUUGCAAAUGAACUCUCAUCUCGCAAGGAGCAAGUGGUGGUUGUCACUAGUGCUGAGAAGGUUACCGUUCAGCGUGAUAAGAAUCGGUCUGAUAAUGUAGAGAAUCCCCUGAUUAAACUUCUUUCGGAGAAACAUGCCAUUUACAUUGAGCAUUCCGGUAGAUGCGUCUAG